This is a messenger RNA of Planococcus citri (citrus mealybug), 2107 nucleotides long. RefSeq names its product proton-coupled folate transporter-like. The record is from RefSeq and is a predicted model, not a curated record. Lineage: Eukaryota; Metazoa; Arthropoda; Insecta; Hemiptera; Pseudococcidae. Gene Ontology annotation, molecular function: transmembrane transporter activity. Gene Ontology annotation, biological process: transmembrane transport. Gene Ontology annotation, cellular component: membrane. The transcript is spliced from 7 exons. Bases 284 to 1813 code for a protein of 509 amino acids.
AUCAACUCAGGCAGCUCGAAGUUUGAUUCUUAGGUAUGGGUGAGAUGCUCUUUAGCUCUUUCAUUGAGCCGAGUUUCAGCUCAAUCGAAAUUGUCGAGUCGUGAAGGUUUCCUUAUUGUAUUGGACGACUGAACGACAUUUAACCACGCACAUUGUUAAACGUUCGUCGUUGAUUCUCGUAACUCCACGAUAUAGUGUACAAUUACGAGAUACUUUAGCCACUUGAGUAAAUUGCACGUAAUUUAGUUGGCUUACCAGAAUAAACUAUGUACCUACAUUGUUCAUGUGUUUCUUGGUUCUUGUUUUGUAUGUAACUACAUUUUAUAUUUCCUCGCGAAAACUUCGAAGCUUAUUGUACGUACAUUUUUUUAUCCAUAAUGAACUAUGUAGGUAUAGUUUCAUGAUUUCAAAAUUCGAUUCUAGUACCUAUCACGUAAUGUUAAAUCAAUUUGAACACGUGACAGUCGAGCCAUCGCUUUUCAUCUUCUUAGUCGUUUACGACUGGAUGAAAGGCUUAGAUACGAAUUUAUUUCUUCAAAAAUCCUGCCGAUUCAAUUCAACAUCCGAGCCAGACCUGAACACACAAUGCGACGAUGAAAGAAAAGGAAUCCUAUUCAUAACAGAAGUUGGCCUCAAGUACCAUCCUAUCGUAAUUUUCAUCAGUCUACUCGCUGCAAUAUUUGCUUCAUACUGGAGCGAUGAAGCUGGCCGAAGAAGAAGACCCCUGAUUUAUAUUUCCAUCCUAGGUCAAAUAUUUCACACACUGUUGGGUUGUCUGCAUUCGUACUUUUGGCAAUGGCAACCAAUGACAGCAGUUAUAUCGUUUGUGGUACUCGAAAGUCUGUAUGCAGGAGUCUGUAUAAUGAUAGUAGCUUGUCAAGUUUACGUUUGCGAUAUAUCUGACAAAGAAAAUCGUACUAUGCGACUUGGAAUCGUAGGAGCAAUCAGAUUACUCGCUUUAGUUCUAGGCAGAGGUGGAUCUGGAUUCGUUCUUCGUAGUUUUGGAUUCUUUUACGCAUAUUUCUUAUGUUUCGCUUUAUCAGCAAGUGGAUUAUUGUGCGGUUUAAUUUUUAUAAAAGAUACUUCGGUUCCUGUAGAUAAAAAGAUGUCUUUUUAUCGCGUUUUCAAUUUGAAACGUGUGAUAUUCGAUAGUUUUAAAGUUGUAUUUAAUGGGAAUUUAGGACGUAAAAGAGUUACAGUUUCGAUGCUGAUGAUUGCAAAUAUUGCAGUUGUUUUCACACUUUUUGGGGAACUAUCUGUAUUGUAUUCUUAUUUAAGAUACAGGUUCGGAUGGGAUGAACGAAAGUACAGCCAAUUCAUGUUUUUCAAACUUUCGGGAUCAUCGCUAGGAAUAUUAUUUUGCUCGGUUGUGUUGAGCAAAUGGUUGAAAAUUCACGAUGGAUUGAUAGGUAUCUUGGCCGGAUCUUUUGACACGAUUGCUAUUGUUGUUUUACUACUUGCUGAUCAAAUUUGGCAACUUUACUUGAUUCCAGUUAUAGAUAUAUUUCACGGAACUGCUAUGACGAUUGGUAUAUCGUUCAUAAGUAAAUAUUAUGAUAUUAAUGAAUUGGGUCGAUUGAACGCUGUCAGUGGUGUUUUUUCGUUGAUAAUUCCUCUAUCUUAUUUCGCUUAUAAUGCCAUUUUUCAAAGAACAUUGGAUGUGUAUCCGUCGGCAUUUUGUCUUCUGAGUAUUGCUCUCGAUGUAAUCAUCAUUUUGUGUUUUUGUGGGUCGUAUUAUUUCAGUAAAAAAUUUGACACAGAGAACUCUAUAAUCACGAAAUCUCCAAAUCAAGAAAUUUCAGUUGAAAAGUAAAUGAGCAAGGAGGUUACAUAGCAGUGUAAUUUUGACUAUGAGAUCGAUUAAUUUAAAUAAAUCAUCAUUCAUCUGCAAGCUUAAGUUGAGUUACUCGUACAAAUGCUCGAAAUCAGUUUAGUAAUGUCGAUGUAAAUAUGGGAAAUGAAUUUUAGCGUUUUAUUAAAACAUUUAGGUAUACAUGUUUUCAUCCGAAGAAAAUUCAACCAACGAGUUUCAAACAUUUUCAUGCAAGAAGUUGGAUUAGAAAAUUAGAUUGUGGUAAUAUUAUAAAAAUAAACAGUUCAAAACUAA